UGAUGGCCGAGGCUGUCUGGGCGAUCCUCCAUUUUGGUGCUCGCCUGUGGAGACUUCCUUUCGUGCUGUCGUAGCGGCAAGUACUUAAGACUCGACUACCCCUCAUCCACCCACUCUGUUCCUCACUCACAUUUUGUUAUUCCUGAUACCCAAUCAGCAAUUACAAUCAUGUCUGACCUUUCAGUGAAGCUCAAGACUCCCCAGACGGGCGAGUACGACCAGCCCACUGGUCUUUUCAUCAACAACGAGUUCGUCAAGGCCGUUGAUGGCAACACCUUCGAGGUUAUCAACCCUUCCACAGAAGAGGUCAUCACAUCUGUUCAGGAGGCGACCGAGAAGGAUGUCGACAUUGCUGUCGAGGCUGCCCGCAAGGCAUUCAACGGCCCAUGGAGGAAGGAGACACCCGAGAACCGCGGAAAGCUUCUCGUUAAGCUUGCCGACCUAUUUUUGGAGAACGCUGAUCUUCUCGCCGCCGUCGAGGCUCUCGACAACGGCAAGGCCUUCUCCAUGGCCAAGAACGUCGAUGUUCAAGCUGCCGCUGGUUGCUUGAGGUACUACGGAGGCUGGGCCGACAAGAUUGAGGGCAAGGUCGUCGACACAUCACCCGACACAUUCAACUACAUCCGCAAGGAGCCUAUUGGUGUUUGCGGUCAGAUCAUUCCUUGGAACUUCCCCAUCCUUAUGUGGGCAUGGAAGAUUGGUCCCGCCAUUGCUACCGGUAACACGGUCGUCUUGAAGACUGCUGAGCAGACUCCUCUCUCCGCCUACGUUGCCUGUACACUCAUCCAAAAGGCUGGUUUCCCACCAGGUGUCAUCAACGUUAUCACUGGUUUCGGAAAGACCGCCGGUGCUGCCAUGUCUUCCCACAUGGGCAUUGACAAGAUUGCCUUCACCGGUUCUACCGUUGUCGGUCGCCAGAUUAUGAAGUCCGCCGCCGGUUCCAACUUGAAGAAGGUCACCCUUGAGCUCGGUGGCAAGUCCCCCAACAUUGUCUUCGCCGAUGCCGACAUCGAAGAGGCCAUCAACUGGGUCAACUUCGGUAUCUACUACAACCACGGCCAGUGCUGCUGCGCCGGUUCGCGUGUCUACGUCCAAGAGGAGAUCUACGACAAGUUCAUCGAGCGAUUCAGGGAGCGUGCUGCUCAGAACACUGUUGGUGAUCCCUUCAAGGAGGACACCUUCCAGGGUCCCCAGGUUUCUCAGCUCCAGUUCGACCGCAUCAUGUCCUACAUUGAGGAGGGUAAGAAGGCUGGUGCCACCGUCGAGACCGGUGGUAAGCGCAAGGGUGACAAGGGUUACUUCAUCGAACCUACCAUCUUCUCCAACGUCACCGAGGACAUGAAGAUCCAGCAAGAGGAGAUCUUUGGCCCUGUCUGCACAAUCUCCAAGUUCAAGACCAAGGCCGAUGUCAUCAAGGCUAGCAACAACUCAACCUACGGCUUGGCCGCCGCUGUUCACACCACCAACCUCAACACCGCCAUCGAGGUUGCCAACGCGCUCCGCGCUGGAACCGUCUGGGUCAACACCUACAACACUCUCCACUGGCAGCUUCCCUUCGGUGGCUACAAGGAGUCUGGUAUGGGCCGUGAGUUGGGUGAGGCUGCUCUGGACAACUACCUCCAGACCAAGACUGUGUCGAUCCGCCUGGGUGAUGUCCUUUUCGGUUAAGCAUAUGAUAUGAUCUUACGGACUUGUAUAUAGUUUCUAGCCUCGAGGAUCAACAAAGUAA
Didymella exigua CBS 183.55 is the source of this 1729-nucleotide messenger RNA. RefSeq names its product aldehyde dehydrogenase. The transcript is spliced from 3 exons. The coding region runs from base 169 to 1668 and encodes 499 amino acids. The record is from RefSeq and is a predicted model, not a curated record. Gene Ontology annotation, molecular function: aldehyde dehydrogenase (NAD+) activity. NCBI's taxonomy places the organism in Eukaryota, Fungi, Ascomycota, Dothideomycetes, Pleosporales, Didymellaceae.